GCUUACUUGCUAGUGCUAACCAUACAAAAUGUUCUUACACAAUGAGAUGAGCGAAAGCAGAGGAGUUGCUUAGACAAAGAGAAGUGACCAACCAUUUUUUUAUUACAUAGAGAAAGAUCGGAAACAGAUUAUUAAUUAGGGUAAAUCAUGUUCAAAGAGCUAUGAUGGCAGAAGAAACCAAACCAAAUAACAAAAUGAUGCAGUAUGGAAAUAAACUAUGUACGUUGAUGCUCUCAUUAAAUAAAAAAAGACUAGAGAAUUUUAUCAACACAAUCGCCAGAUAGUCCUCUUCCCUUGCUGUUGCUUGAUCAGCUUCUUUAAAAACGUCCCAUCUUUGGAUAAAAUGUUCCAUUGUUUGCAAGUAUAUCGGAUAUUUCUCAGAGACCUCAGCGGAACCCUAGAGAGGAUCUCCUUUACCAGAUCUGGUGGAAGAUCGGAAAGUAUCGUCAUCAAAUGGAUUUUUUUUUUUUGAUGUAACCCACAAAUUAAGGUAGGUUUGUUUACCUUUUCCUCUGUAUCAGAUCAUUUCCCCUAUGAAACUGCGCCAAUUGUGGGCUCAUUUGUGGGCCAAGACAAAACCGGUUUAAAGUUAAUAAUUAAACCGGUUUGGCUGGCAUUGGUGAACCGAUAUAUAAACCGAUUUCCUUCCAAAAACGCUAGUGGAGAAAUCUGUUUCCUUCUUAUUAACUGAAACGCGCGAGGAGAAACUUCUUCAGCGGAUCGAACAAUAAUGGGUUGGAUCGGAGAAACAGUGGAUUCCAUCAAAUCAAUCAAGAUCCGUCAGCUUCUCACUCAAGCCGUCACACUCGGUAUGAUAGUGACGUCGGCAUUGAUAAUAUGGAAGGCUAUGAUGUGUGUGACUGGCACUGAAUCUCCUGUAGUUGUUGUUCUCUCUGGAAGCAUGGAACCUGGCUUUCAGAGAGGGGAUAUAUUGCUCUUGCGCAUGACCAAGGACCCCAUUAGAACAGGCGAGAUUGUUGUUUUCAAAAUUGAUGGUCGUGAUAUACCCAUCGUCCAUCGUGUCAUUGAAGUUCAUGAGAGGAAAACUACUGGAAAAGUUGAUGUUCUAACAAAAGGUGACAACAAUGAUGUGGAUGACAUCGAUCUUUACGCUGAUGGACAAAUGUGGCUUCAUCGCCACCAUAUAAUGGGCAGAGCUGUUGGGUUCUUGCCUUAUGUUGGAUGGGUGACUAUUAUCAUGACAGAAAAGCCUAUCAUCAAGUAUAUACUCAUUGGUGCAAUGGGUCUGCUCGUUAUAACAUCUAAAGACUGAAACAACAUACAUAAAGACGAAUCUAUGGUGGAGAAGUGGCUUCUGCAAUUGCAACCCUCAUCAUCUUUUGUAGUUUCAUGUCCUUAAACCGAAUAACAAAACAAAGUUCAUAAUUGAACCUUAGAUUCUUAUAAGCUAUUUUUAUAAUUUAUAUAGUUUUUGUGACAGUUUUCUUUAA
Brassica rapa (field mustard) is the source of this 1451-nucleotide messenger RNA. Its product is annotated as signal peptidase complex catalytic subunit SEC11C. Gene Ontology annotation, molecular function: serine-type endopeptidase activity. The record is from RefSeq and is a predicted model, not a curated record. NCBI's taxonomy places the organism in Eukaryota, Viridiplantae, Streptophyta, Magnoliopsida, Brassicales, Brassicaceae. Gene Ontology annotation, cellular component: signal peptidase complex; membrane.